Vollenhovia emeryi is the source of this 6760-nucleotide messenger RNA. Its product is annotated as retinal guanylyl cyclase 2. The transcript is spliced from 21 exons. The record is from RefSeq and is a predicted model, not a curated record. NCBI's taxonomy places the organism in Eukaryota, Metazoa, Arthropoda, Insecta, Hymenoptera, Formicidae. Gene Ontology annotation, molecular function: peptide receptor activity; guanylate cyclase activity; ATP binding. Gene Ontology annotation, biological process: receptor guanylyl cyclase signaling pathway; intracellular signal transduction; protein phosphorylation. The coding region runs from base 1 to 4161 and encodes 1386 amino acids.
AUGGCCGGGAAUUGUUUUCGCCGGUUCUGGUGGUGGCUCCCGAUCGCGAUCCUAUCCGGGUGCUUUACCCCCGCGGUCGAAGCCGGUCGUAUUACGUGCACGUCCACCUAUCCCUCGGAGGCAGCGCGGCUCGACGCGGACGUAAUAAUCUUCCUGGGCGAGAGAUGCGACGGGGAGAUCAACGUCACCGAGAUACAGGAUCACCUGGAGCGCUCGCCCGAUCUGGCCGGCGAGCUCUCGAUCAGCGUGUUACCGCGAUCCCUGACGUGCGAGACGGAAACCGGCGGUCUCGGCGCGCUGAUCCACGCUCUCGGCGAUAGCAACACGAAGGCGGUGAUAGCCGCCCUCGACAGCUCGAUCUGCGAGGUCGCCGCCAAACUCGCGCAUCUUGGGAAUAAACCGCUGCUAACUUGGACUUGCCCGCUGAGAGACUCAGAGGAAAGGGAUCUCUCCUCGAUCAUUAGGCUCUCCCCGUCAUUACCGUCAAUGGCUAAUGCCGUGGCGAAAAUAUUUCUGCACUUGCAGUGGAAGACCGCGGCCGUUAUCAGUAUAGAUCGCGAGCCGUGGUCCAGCCUGGAUCGCGCUGUAAUCAACGCGUUCCGAAGGAUCGACGUCGUCCUGCGGUACCAUCUGAUUCUACCCCAUCGCGCCACCCUCGAGCAGAUCCGCAGGAUUCUGAGGUCCAUGCACAGCGUCUCCCGUCGCGCCACGGUGCUUUGUCUGCCGCUACUCGACGAGAUGACGAGCCGCGUCCUGAUCGAGCUGAACGUCGCGUGGCAAACGCACAUCCAGAAUUCCGUCAUCCUGAUGAUCCACACGGAGGAUAUCGACCUUUUCCUUCCGAGAGACGACACGCCGCCCACGUCACCCCCCACUGAUCCAUCGACCUUGGCCCACCCCGCGAUUACUCAGUCUUCCAAUUUUUCUACCUCGAACGUAACUCGCACCGGCCCGCACGCGACCCCGGAGAGAGACGAGAGAGUGCGGAGGGUGCAGCAGACCACGCGAAGAUUCGCCCCGCCGAGGAAUCUCAGCAGCACCGCGAUCGAGAAUCUGCUUGUGGUCGCGCCACUCGAUCAGAGGUACGACGUGAGGAAGGUCCUCAACGGCACGCAGGAUUACGCAACGCCGGCUUUGCUCGACCGGCUGAACGAAUCGCUGACCGUGCUAACGCGCGACAACAGCAGUCUCGACGGCCACAACAACAAGAUGUACACGUACGCCCUAAUGAACUGGCGUAACGCCGGCUGGAAGCCGAUCCUCGCGAUGUCCGAGGAGCCUAAGCGGCUGGUGGUCCAGCAGCUGACGCCAAGCGCGGUGGCGUUUCUCAACAUCGAGGCGCCCGAUCUGCCGUCCUGCGACGUCGACGGCGAUUGCCAGAAUGGCUUGGCCGACAUGUCUUUCCGUACCACACAUAUCGUAUCUAUUAUUCUUGGGUCGCUGCUGUUCACCUUUGUCGCCAUCGCCGUCGCGAUUAUAAUCCGGAAGCGGCUGCUUAAGAAAAGGAUGUCCAAGGGUCCGUACAAAAUCAUUUUAACGACGUCGGACUUCGUUUUUCCUCAAGUGCCUCCAGUAGAUUCAAGAACGGUAGACGAGGGCAUCGAGGCGAUGCUGUGCUGCUGGCUGCAGCAGCUGCAGGAGUUCGGCGGGCCGGAAGUCGAGAAGCCGGAUCUGCUGCAACUCGGAAGCGUGAACUCGCUGAGGCCGUACCUGCAGGCCAGCGGCGGAAACAUACCGCGGCACACCUUCUUCAAGGAUCCACGCGCCAGAUAUAACGGUGACUUGGUUCAAUUGAAGGAGCUGCCCUUUCAAGGUACGUUCGAACUGAAGAGCAAGGCCAUGGACGUGCUGGUCACGAUCCACGGGCUGCGACACGAGAACCUCAAUCCUCUGAUUGGAUGCCUUAACGAACCUACGAGACCCUGUCUAGUGUCGGAGUACUGCUCGAGGGGCUCCCUGGAGGACGUGCUCGUCCAGGACGAGAUUAAACUCGACUGGUCCUUCAGAUUAUCCUUGCUCACCGAUCUCGUACGGGGUAUGAAAUACCUUCACAGCACGCCAAUACGCGCCCACGGCUACCUCACGUCGCGGAAUUGCGUGAUCGAUGCGAGGUGGGUCUUGAAAGUCACCGAUUACGGCCUGCCUGCGUUUUAUGAAGCCCAGAACAUAGUGCCGCCAGUGAAAACAGCUCGGGACCUGUUGUGGACCGCCCCGGAACUCCUUAGGUCCCUGAACUUGCGGAAAAGAGGAACCCAGCCGGGGGAUGUUUACAGUUUUGGAAUUAUCAUGCAGGAGGUCGUUGUCCGCGGAGAACCAUUUUGUAUGCUCGCCCUAUCUCCGGAAGAUAUAAUCGAGAAAGUAAUGAAGCCACCGCCCCUGAUCAGACCAUCGGUCAGCAAGGGUGCUGCGCCACCGGAAGCCAUAAACAUCAUGCGCCAGUGCUGGGCGGAAACUGCUGAAAUGAGGCCCGACUUUGACGACGUGCACGAUCUCUUCAAGAAGCUGAAUCACGGGAGGAAGGUAAACUUCGUAGACACGAUGUUUCAAAUGCUCGAGAAGUACUCGAACAAUCUGGAGGAACUUAUCCGCGAGCGUACGGAACAGCUUGACAUGGAGAAGAAAAAGACCGAGCAAUUACUGAAUCGAAUGCUACCUAGUUCGGUCGCCGAGAAACUGAAGCUCGGCAUGCCCGUCGAUCCCGAAGAGUUUCGCGAGGUCACUAUUUAUUUCUCGGACAUCGUUGGCUUCACGACGAUAUCCGCGCGUUCGACGCCCUUUCAGGUGGUUGAUCUCCUCAACGAUCUAUACACCUGCUUUGACGACACGAUUAACGCGUACACAGUUUACAAGGUGGAGACUAUCGGGGACGCCUACAUGGUUGUAGGCGGUUGCCCGGUGAGAAUACCCGAUCAUGCAACUCAAGUUGCCACCAUGGCGCUCGAUCUGUUACAUCAGAGUGGAAAGUUUAAGUUGAAACACCUUCCGGACACGCCGCUCAGGCUACGCAUCGGUCUUCACACGGGCCCGUGUUGUGCCGGCGUGGUAGGUUUAACAAUGCCGCGUUAUUGCUUAUUCGGCGACACCGUGAACACCGCCUCGAGGAUGGAGUCGACCGGGGCGCCGUGGCGUAUCCAUCUGAGCCAAGCGACGAGGGAUCGAUUGACGCAGGUCGGCGGAUACCACAUCGAAUACCGCGGGCCCACCGACGUCAAGGGCAAAGGCAAGAUGCCGACCUACUGGCUGCUCGGCAAGCAGGGCUUCGACAAGGAGCUCCCCAAGCCGCCACCCCUUAGGGAGAACCAUGGGCUCGACGAAAGUCUUAUGCUGGAUCGCCAGAACGGAGUGCCGAGCGACUCGGCGUGUUCGCAGCUGCCGGUGAUCCCGUCGCAGGACGAGACGCACGAGGAGCCGGCGAGUCCUGUCGAGGUCAGCCCCGACGGCCAGAACCGCCAGGAUUCCGUCAGCAGCGGAGUCACCAACAGCGGCAGUCGAGCCGCGUCCUUCGAGGAGGCCGCUGCCGGCACCAGGAGGGUCGCCGUGUCCGUGCACGACGAGCGCACGUUGCUGCCUACGAGCUAUUCCUUGAAGUCCACCCACGACUUCAUCGAGGUGUUGCAGGGUAAACAGGACACGGCGGCGAGGACGAGCGAGGCGGCCCACGGCGGCGUGACCAAGAGCACAUCCGGCGACAAUCAAGCCUCGCUCGGCGUGUCGACCUCGAUCUCGGUGUCCGGUGCCGAGCCGACCGCGGCGAUCCUCGGCGCGUCCACCAGCUCGCUCACGUCGAUCGCCAGCUCGGCGGCGUAUCGACAGCCACUGCCGAGGCAUCGCCGCUUCGCCGGGUACCUCGAGAACGAUCUUAGCACGCCGUACAACCAUUAUAGAUGUCUGUCGCCCAAUGAGCAUCACGGGAAGAGCCCCGGGUACCGAAUGCUCAAGAGGCAGUUCAGCCUGGAUCGUCCGGACGAGCCGGUGUCUAUAAUCCCAGAGCAGUCCCAGCCGCGAUCGACUCCUCGUCUCUACAAGCAAAAUAGCGCGGGCGCGGCCAAUGACUUGGAGAGAAUCGAGGAAGUGCCACCGGCAACCCCUAAGCCCCUCCCACAGAAUUACCGUCACGCCGCUUCCGUAUCCCUCUCCGUCGAGUCCCUAUCGUUACGUUAAAAUCCCCGUCGAGAAAAGUUUUACGAGCGGAAGAUCGAACGCGAUAUACGCGUGUCGACACGUGUCGCGUUUCGAGCAGCGAGCGAUUUACGCCAAGAAUCGCUGUCACGAUGUUAAAACGCCGUGUUAAAGAGACACGAGAGAUACGCGAACCGCAGUUUCACGUGUAAUUCCACUUCUGGCAAACGAGAAAAAAAACGAGAGAUCUCGGUUAAGCCGUGAUUGGAAGUUAAUCGACGCCGGCACCGAUUCUCGACGAUCACCGCCGAGAGAGAGACGUCGGAUCGAAAGCCCGAUCGCAAUAUUUUAUCACAGAGAAUCGGUAUCUUUGAAGACGCGGUAAACGAUUGCUGCUCCGUCUGUAUUCUUGUCGUUGUGAAUGUACAUUGUAUCGGUGUCUGAUAAGCGAUAAUACCCGCGGACAGGGGAUCGGAACGAACGCAAUUCGUGCAGUUAGAGAUUUAAUGGUUUAGGCGCGUGUUGUAAAUUUACGAAUAAUCGUUGGUGCAAAGAAAAACCCGCUAGGAUUUACGGGCAAUCCGCUCCUUCCUCCGACGUGUCUGUACCUGGCAAUCUUACAUAAAUCAACGUUUCAUCGAUAACUCAACGACGCUGUCUCCUAUCUUCGAUGCCGAACCAUCGGCACCCCCGACAGCACAGAUAUUUAACGGGCGCUCUUAGAUAUCUGUCGAACGUUUAAAUGGCAUUCAGAAAUCUGAAUGCUUCGGGUAACCAAGAGGUCCCAUUAAAUUUCUACGCCUCAAUUUGUACUAGAUAUAACUUGACUCACUUCCUUUAGUAGAACGUCAAAAUCUUAAACGAGUAACGUACCUCUCACUCUCGUUUUCAGAGUUUUUCACAGCACCGCGUAAGAGCGGUCGUUUUUUACCUCGCAAGAAUUAAACAUUGUCCCCCCUCCCACGAUUAACUUGACUAUAGUCGUAAACGAUGGUAUACUUUUGCUAGAUGUACCUACCUGUAAAGCGAAGAUCUCAAGUUGAUAUUACUGAGUGAAAAUUUUAAUGUUACAAAAUCACUUCCACGCGUCUCGCGCGGAAGAUAAGAAAGUUCCAGCUCCAUAAACUUAACGUGGAUAUUAAGGCUAUUAACAGAGGCAAGACAGAUAGCAAGUUGAAUACGAAAGGAGAAACGUUUAACUGAUUAAUCGUUUAUAAUUUUUUGUUGAAUGUAUCUCGAUAAAAAGAUUAUUUCUCGCGAAAGAAGUUGAAUAUAUUGCUCGUACAUGUACAGUCUUUAUGUAAUAAUUGCAAUAUUUCGGUCGAAACUCACGAUGUGCGAUCGAUGGGCUAUGAUGUCAAUCCAGAAAGAAAGUUACGUAGAAUGUAUUUAAUUGUCAUCUCGCGAUUAUGGCAGCAGAGAAGUACUUCAUCGGUCAGCAGGUACGUAAAUAUAGAUGUGACUGACAUUGUUGUUAUUUCCGGCCUAACAGUUCCACGAGGACCGAAGGAACACUCGGUCCUCUGUUGCAUGCGGGUUUUGUAAUAACGAGUGAUAACUUCACGAAACGCAGCCUCUUAAACCGUGGGCAUUGUGCGCGAAAAGUAGACAAAUGCUUCAAUCGUUAACAAAGACUCAAUCCAACUGACAAUUGAAUAAAGUUUACACGCGCAAGCAGAUAGUACAACAAUUAUAUUCUUCUACAAAUUCUAUAUUUUUCCCAAUGUCUUAUUUUAGAAAUUUCAGCACUUGAAAAGUAUUUUUCGAUUUUCUUCAAUUGCCGAUUCCUUAAACAAAUUGAAUAAAUUUCUUCCCGCCGAAUAAUAAUUAAUAUUUAUUACUAAUUAUCUGUAUGAUCUAUCUUUGUAUCAAAUUCUAUUAAAUAAUUAGCUUAAAAUUUGAUAAGAAAAUACAAUUUACUUCUAACUUAAAGCCUAGUCACUUAAACAAAUUACCAAUUGUGAUUAGUGACGAUAGUUUUGCGACAAUCUGUAAAUCAUUGUAAGAUCAUGGCUCAGAUAGUGACAGUAUCUUUGAACCAUUCGUGUUAAGAUUCUCUGAGGCCAGUAUAAUCGCAAGGAUAAUGGCAGGGCGGGGUUAUCCAGCUGGCUUUCUUAAUUCAUCAUUUUAGAAAAUCUCUUGCGGUCGACGAGCGAGAAUCAAUCUUGCGGCGAGUCACGAGUGACAUGAGAAACGAUUGACUGGCGAUCAGAAGAACUUUCUUACACGUUCUCGCGCCAAGUGCGAUCGCUAUGCGGCACAGGUUCUUACUUUAUGAUCGUAAACGCUGGUAAUGUCACGCCAAGCACACGGAUGACGGAGUGCGACGUAAACAUCCGGAGAUCGCGAAGUGAUCAUAAUGGACGAGACUUCGAUCGGUCUCCCGGCGAAGCUGUGGCUAAGGGACGUAUAUUUUAUUAUUGAGACAAGAGUACAGUCGCUCGAUAAACGUAUAGCGAACUCGGCAGCUUGCACUAGUGCGCACUGAGUGCACACCAAGGCUUCUUCAGGGUCUACUGUUAUAUUUGUGGCCAUCUUAAGCAUACGUUCGAAAACUAUCUAGCAAUGAUCCGUACGAACGCUAUACGGAUCAUUUUACUGGCUAAGAAGUAUUUCAAAAAGUAUUAAAGGGGAUCCUCAA